GUGAAUCGCGACCGUAUCUCCAAACAGAUUCUCAUUACGGAACCGGCUGUUCCCGUACGCUCUCGUCGCGUGCUGCAUGUUGGUGUCGGUUAACUUUUGACGUUCUGUGAGAAAUUCACGACCAUUUAUUUCAAGUGGUCAUGAGUGUACGAUCUAAAUUUAUAAAUAAAUUACUUAAAUGGAGCACGAAUUGAUUCGUCUAAUUUCGAUUCGUAAGAUUAUUUUCGACGUCUUGCUAUUACUUUGCGUGGGAUUUCCUAUUCUAUUCCUGUACCUUUGGGGCGAUCCCUAUCGCAGGGGGUUCUUCUGUGAUGACGAGAGCAUACGGCACCCUUUCCACAAGUCAUCUGUUCCCUCGUAUUUUUUGUACAUUUUUGGACUUGGGAUGACUACUGUCGUAAUGAUGGUAACGGAAUUUUGCAACUGCUACUUUAGCGACAGAAAGCGAGAAUUUACCAUUCUAGGGCGCAAAUUUCCUUAUUGGGUGUGGAACACGUACUGUGUUGUUGGGGUUUUCUGUUUUGGGGCAGCUUGUUCACAAUUGACAACCGAUGUCAUGAAAUACACUAUCGGUCGUUUAAGGCCGCAUUUUUACACAGUGUGUUUACCAAGUAUAGACUGUAACGAUCCGAAGAACCAUUUUGUGUACCACGAAGAGUUCCAUUGCACGAAUCCUUUGUAUUCAGAUACAAAACGGAUUUUAAAAGAAAUGAGGCUGUCGUUUCCAUCGGGUCAUUCGUCUUUUUCGAUGUAUUCGAUGGUGUAUUUUGCUAUUUACCUGCAAGCUAGGAUGACGUGGGACGGAUCAAAACUAUUGAGGCAUACUCUUCAAUUUAUCGCAAUCACCUCAUCUAUUUACACAGGAAUGACGAGGGUGUCAGAUUAUAAACAUCACUGGAGUGAUGUUCUUUCUGGUUUUCUUAUUGGGGCAAUAACUGCAAUUCUUGUGGCCAAAUAUGUUUCAACAUUAUUUCCAUGUAAUUAUAAAAGAUUUGGUGGCAGCAGGGAUAUAAGUUGCUUUAACAUGAACGGUCGUCAAGCAACAAAUCAGGCUGUUUAAUGUACCUAGUAGACUGUAAGGUGUAAAAUAAUUCUUUUGAUGGUACAAUGUUUUAAUAUUUAUAAUAAUUUAUUUACUUUUUUUCUUACUAUUAGAUCCUUUUAUUGUAUUACUUUCAUUUGUUAUUGUUUUUGUUUAUUUAAGCUUAUUAGUAUCUACAACUAAAUUAAGUUAUAAUUGUAUCAGUAUUUAUUUAUAUGUACAUAUACUUUAUAAUUUAGCGUAGGUAACUGUGCAACUUCGUACUAGCUUAUAUUAGCAAUAAAUUUAUUAUUUAAUUAUUGAAAUCAUAAUAAAAUACUAGUCGUACUUAAUUCUUAACAUGAAUUAGGCAUCUUGGAUUUUAAUCUGGCACA
Molecule: messenger RNA, 1416 nt
Organism: Photinus pyralis (common eastern firefly)
Lineage: Eukaryota; Metazoa; Arthropoda; Insecta; Coleoptera; Lampyridae
Product: putative phosphatidate phosphatase
Exons: 6
Coding region: 179-1060 (293 amino acids)
Biological process (GO): signal transduction; phospholipid metabolic process; phospholipid dephosphorylation
Molecular function (GO): phosphatidate phosphatase activity
Source: RefSeq, a predicted model, not a curated record